AUGCAAUUGCACAGCCUGCUGAAGGUUACAGGUGAAGUGGGCACAACAAAGCUUAGCAGACCCUUCCCUGGGGCACCGCGGAGGCGCAAGUGGAAGCAGCAACCGCAGAGGCAGCGGAAGCAGCUCUGGCUCCCAGGCAGUGGUGGCAGUGAGGGAGAGGGUGAGGGCCGCAAUUUCGUGAGCCUACCUGGGCUUCAGAAGAAUGUUCUAGCUGGACCGUCAAAGAUCUAUGCCAACACGAGUCCGAAUAAAUGCUCGGGAAUGCGUUCUGUGCUUCAGGAAGACAAGGCAGUUGCAAAGCACAGUAUCAAAUGCCUGGAAAUACCCUUGGCUGAAAUCUACCGGAAGCAGGAGAAGAAAAGAAAAUGUGGGAAUACGAUCCGAAGUACUGUGAAAACCAAAGAGCCGAAAAUCAAAAAUGCCAAGAGAGGCCCCCUGGCAUGUUUUCCAAACCGAAAAUCCAAAGCAGCAAAACCUCCAAAAAUUCCAUUCUCAUCUUGUUAUUCCACCAAGGCAGUGGUUGCCAAACAGGCCCUGAAAGAGUUCCUCCAGAGUAAGCAGGACUCUAGGGAAAUGUGUCAAAAGAAAAGGCAGCAGGAUAGGAAACGUAAACGUUUCUACCAGGUACGAAGGAGUUCAAGGAAGAGCAAAACUGAGCUGCAGUCUGAAAAAAGGAAAAAGAUUGAUGAGUUAAUUGAGAGCGGGAAGGAAGAAGGCAUGAAGAUUGAUCUCAUUGAUGGCAAGGGCAGGGGUGUGAUUGCCACCAAGCGAUUCUCCCGAGGAGAUUUCGUGGUAGAAUACCAUGGGGACCUCAUUGAGAUCAUUGAUGCCAAGAAGCGGGAGGCUCUGUAUGAACAAGACCCCUCCACGGGUUGCUACAUGUACUAUUUUCAAUAUCUGAGCAAAACCUACUGCGUGGAUGCUACUCAAGAAACAAGCCGCUUUGGGAGACUGAUCAAUCACAGUAAAUGUGGGAAUUGCCAAACCAAACUGCAUGACAUCAAUGGCGUGCCUCAUCUUAUCCUCAUUGCCUCCCGAGACAUUGCAGCUGGGGAGGAGCUCCUGUAUGAUUAUGGUGACCGAAGCAAAGCUUCCAUUGAAGCCUACCCUUGGCUGAAGCAUUAA
This is a messenger RNA of Mesocricetus auratus (golden hamster), 1125 nucleotides long. RefSeq names its product N-lysine methyltransferase KMT5A-like. The record is from RefSeq and is a predicted model, not a curated record. The transcript has a single exon. The coding region runs from base 1 to 1125 and encodes 374 amino acids. Gene Ontology annotation, molecular function: protein binding; histone H4K20 methyltransferase activity. Lineage: Eukaryota; Metazoa; Chordata; Mammalia; Rodentia; Cricetidae.